AAAGGAACCAUUUUUUAUCCUAACCGUAUCGUUCAGUAAUUCACGGCGCAGCGCAGUUAGCAGCGUGUGUGCUUCAUAAAAAUUAAGCGGUGUCAUUUUUUUUUGUUUUAAAUAUAUAUCCAUUUUAAAAGUAGCGCGUUGGCAGUCGUAAAACAAACCCAUUGUUAUAGCAAAAUAAUUGCUCGCUAACGGGGGUAAAGGAAUAGCUUAAACUGCUGGCAUCUUUAUCGCCAUUUUGAGCAUUCAGUAGCCCCCGACUUUUGCCAGAAGCAAGACAGCGGAUUUUGGAGCAUGGCAGAGGCCGACCGACCAGGGAAGCUCUUCAUCGGUGGACUGAACACAGAGACCACCGAGAAGGCCUUGGAGCAGUACUUCAGCAAAUAUGGCAGGAUUGUUGAAGUUCUUUUGAUGAAGGAUCGUGAAACAAACAAAUCAAGAGGCUUUGCAUUUGUUACUUUUGAAAGUCCUGCUGAUGCAAAGGAUGCAGCACGUGAGAUGAAUGGAAAGUCUCUUGAUGGCAAGCCUAUUAAAGUGGAACAAGCUACAAAGCCUCAGUUUGAGAGUGCUGGCAGGCGUGGACCUCCACCCAUGCACUCCCGUAGUCGUGGUCCGCCCCGAGGUCCGCGUGGAUCUAGGGGAGGUCCUGGUGGAAUGAGAGGCCCUCCAUCAAGAGACUACUAUGAUAAUUCAGGAAAUGUAGAACCCUUCUUUAAAGGGAUGUCAUCCAGAGGCCCCCCUCCAAUGAAGCGAGGGCCCCCAGUUCGAAAUGGAGGUCCCCCACCCAAGAGGUCAGCCCCAUCUGGUCCCAUGAGCAGACCUCCUAUGUCAAGGGACAGAGAUCCCUAUGGUCCACCCCCACCUCGCAGAGACUCCAUGAUGUCCAGGAGGGAUGAUUAUCCAUCACCAAGAGAUGACCAUUACAACUCAAAAGACAGCUAUUCCAGUCGGGAUUAUUCCAGAGAUUCGAGGGACUACGGACCACCUCCCAGAGAUUAUUCCUACAGAGAAUAUUCUAAUUCCACUUCCCGCGAUGACUACGGCUCAAUGUCAAGAGGAUACGGUGACCGUGAUGGUUACGGAGGAGGCCGGGAACCAAGAAGCUACAUGGAACGUCCCAGUGGUGGCUCCUACCGAGACUCGUAUGAUGGUUACGGUAACUCUCGCAGCGCCCCACCUUCAAGGGGCCCCCCACCAUCCUAUGGUGGGAGCAGUGGAAGCAGUCGUUACGAUGACUAUGGCAGCAGCUCCCGGGAUGGCUAUGGCAGUCGUGACAGUUACCCCAACAGUCGGAGUGACCCAUAUCCACCUAGCCGUGGUGAGCGAAUGGGCAGGCAGGAUAGGGGCCCAGCUCCCCCUGCCGAGAGAGGCUACCCUCCUCGUGACUCGUACAGCAGCUCAAGUCGUGGAGGGCCACGUGGUGGCCGUGGUGGCAGUCGAGCCGAUAGAGGAAUGGCUCGCAGCAGAUACUGAACUGGACUUGGAAAUAUUAAAGCAAACGUUAGUCUCCAUGCACACUUAAAAUGUGUUUUGGAAGAAAGACAAACUAGCCAUGUCUACAUUUGUGGAAUAUGAAGCUUAGCUUUGAACUGUAUCUUGACUUUCCCAGUUUUCUUUUUUUUUUUUAAUGUGUAAAAGUUUUUUUAAUUUCUCUUGCUUAUGUCAGUACAGUUACCAAGUGAGUGUUAGUUUUUGUACUUUCAGUGCUGUUGAAAUCUGCAAUGCCCUAUAAGUAUGGCUUUCCUAAUCAAAUAAAGGUUUUAGUUGUACCAUAACUACUUCUCAUCGAUUUUUCCAAACGGUAACAUAAACGUUACGUAACAUGAUCUCCUUAACAUGGUCCUCUGUAAAGCUUAGGUGAGUCUGCUCGUGUUACCUAAAUAUUCGAGUGAGAUGAGUUCAUUCUUACCACAAAUGUGCUUCCAUCUGGACGCUACUGUUUGCAAGGUUAGGCAAAUGUUACUGUCAGAAUCUUCCAAUGUAGUUCCUUGGAAAUGGAUCCAUCAACCUAGAGCCAUUUGAUGGCAUGCAACGACAAAACCAAAGGCAACAACAACCAAAUGCAACUCGACUGAUAGUCAACAGCUGGUAAGCAAAGCAAACCUCUUUGUUUCUCAUCUGUAAAUGAGUUUCUCAUUGUCCUGUAUUGCACACUCCACUCAAAGGGUGAUAUUCAAGAAAACUUUGGCUUCAAGGAACAAAAGGAAAAAAGGAAGUCAACUGAAAUGAACCUUUUCAUUGUAGUCCGUAUUCAUCAGUUAAAAUUGUCAAAAGUGCAGCAACAUCUCAAGACGUUUCUUCCCUUUUCAACAAUGAAUGCUUUUAACAACCAUUUUAACCACUGAGCCCCAGUGCUGGUUUUUUUUUUUUUUUUGCCUAACCAGUCAGCAUCAGUAAAGCGAUUGGCAACCGUGCAUUUUUUUUUUAUUUUUUAUUUUUUUACAUCAUCGGGUAAUAUUUAGUAAAAUUUUUUCUUUAUAAACAUCUGAAAGCAAUCUUUAAAUUAAGAAAGAUUUGCUCAGUAUCAAAAUCAUUUCCUUGAGCAUGCCAGUUCAAACAACGGGGACCUUUGGAAGCGCACAAUCGUCCAAACUACCAAACUGGAAAACAAUGACUGAAGCGAAUGUACAGUUGGACCAAGGACUACAAUAUCAUUUUCAGAUAUCUUAUAAAUACAUAAUUAAGAAAAGAGGACCACACUAAUAUGAUAUUCUUAUUGCAGGAUGAACAUUCCUCCAAGGCAAUUGCCCUUGCAACGUACCUGAGUAAUGUCCUCAAGUUGUUGGACCAGUUGAGCUCCAGUGCACCAGCAUAAAUAAGUGCUGGCACAGCCUUCGGUUCAGAGAUCGAGCUGAAUCUUCGCAUUGAGCAGCGCACUGAAAGUUGGAAGAAAUGCAUAGUGAUCACAUGCACUGUUUAUAUUGUUUACAAUAAAGGCUUUGAAAAAA
This is a messenger RNA of Archocentrus centrarchus (flier cichlid), 2945 nucleotides long. RefSeq names its product RNA binding motif protein X-linked (gene rbmx). Lineage: Eukaryota; Metazoa; Chordata; Actinopteri; Cichliformes; Cichlidae. The coding region runs from base 292 to 1470 and encodes 392 amino acids. The record is from RefSeq and is a predicted model, not a curated record. Gene Ontology annotation, molecular function: RNA binding. The transcript has 10 exons.